UAGGCUCAUGUCAUGAGUGCCUGUGUGUUUAUAUCGCGAUGGAUCUCUCUUAUCAAGCCAUAAGGACUGCUAACCAGGCCAGAGAGGCGGAUGAGCUGAGAACUGAAACACGCAGGAGAAAUUUGCUGGUUCUGAUUUAUCAUCAUUUACUGGAGGAGGGGUAUAUGGAUUCAGCCAAAGCCUUAGAAAAAGACAGCAGUUUUGGUUUAUGCCGCUUCGAUGUGUGUGAUAAUGUUGACCUGGACACGGUUCUCAUGGAAUAUGAGAGUUAUUAUUUUAUAAAGUUUCAGAAAUAUCCCAAACUAACCAAGAAACUGCCAGAACAAGGUGAGAGUCGGCUUGUCAAGAGUUGUGGUAAAAGAAGGACAUCAUCAUCCAGUCAGACACUCCCAAGAAUCAACUCCGUCCAGCGACCGCCGUCCAGAAACACUGUUAAAAGGUCUGAAUCUAAACUAACAGGAAAAGACAUCAGUAAACCCAGGGAAGGUAACAGCCUGACACCUGUGGAGACAUCAGGAUUUGGUCUGAAUGUGUCUCCUAUCAUCAGGAAUGGAGCUGAAGAGGGAACACACAUGAGAAAGGGUCAUCUGGUUGAUUACAGGAAUCUGAUUCAAGAUGCAGUUAAAGGUGCUGCUAAUGACACAGAUUUCUCGGAGCGUUUGCUGAAACCCAUGAGUGCCUUCAGUGGGAUGAACAGUGACAUGAGGGAACUUGCAGCUGUUAUUAGCAGAGAUAUCUAUUUACACAACCCCAACGUGCGCUGGGACGACAUUAUAGGUCUGGAGGCUGCCAAGCGAUUAGUCAAAGAAGCUGUCGUCUACCCCAUUAAGUAUCCGCAACUGUUCACUGGAAUUCUGUCACCAUGGAAGGGUUUACUCCUGUAUGGACCACCAGGCACAGGGAAGACGAUGCUGGCCAAGGCUGUGGCCACGGAGUGCAACACGACUUUUUUCAACAUCUCCGCAUCCAGUAUCGUGAGCAAAUGGAGGGGAGACUCUGAAAAGCUGGUUCGGGUGUUGUUUGAGCUGGCAAGAUAUCACGCCCCAUCCACCAUUUUCUUGGAUGAGCUGGAAUCAGUGAUGAGCCAGCGAGGGGUUGGCCAAGGAGGUGAUCAUGAGGGCAGUAGAAGGAUGAAGACGGAGUUACUAGUUCAGAUGGAUGGACUGGCACGAUCAAAUGAUCUUGUGUUUGUACUUGCGGCCUCAAACUUACCCUGGGAGUUGGACCAUGCCAUGCUGAGAAGACUGGAGAAGCGUAUACUGGUGGGUCUCCCAUCUGCCCCUGCCAGACAAGCCAUGAUCAGCCAUUGGCUUCCUCCGGUCAGUAACUCGGGUGGGGUGGAGCUGCGGACAGAGCUGGACUAUCACUCACUAGCACAGGAGACGGGAGGUUACUCUGGGUCAGAUAUCAGGUUAGUGUGUAAGGAGGCGGCUAUGAGACCCGUGCGAAAAAUCUUUGACGCCCUUGAAAAUCACAUUGAAGGUCAGUCCAAUAUGCCGGUUAUUGAACUAGAAACUGUGACCACAGCAGAUUUCCUGCAGGUGAUCGCUCACACCAAACCCUCAGCCCGAUGUCUGAUGGAUAGAUACUCGGCCUGGGAGAAAGAGUACGAGUCUGUCUGACACAUUAUUAGAGCAACCAAACAAAUGUUUUUAUUGCACUGCUAUCUACUCUUUUCAUGACGCGAUGCUGUGUUUUGUUACAAGUCUCACUGUAAAUCUAACAUUUUAAAGGAAAUUACAUUUAAAAUUACAAUUAAUGGAGGGUAUGCAUUUUAAAAAACAUUUCAAAAUAUAGUUUGUUCUCAUAUAUUUCAAAAAGGUCAAUAAUA
Messenger RNA from Rhinichthys klamathensis goyatoka, 1831 nucleotides. It is a transcript of the gene katnal2, whose product is annotated as katanin p60 subunit A-like 2. Lineage: Eukaryota; Metazoa; Chordata; Actinopteri; Cypriniformes; Leuciscidae. The record is from RefSeq and is a predicted model, not a curated record. Gene Ontology annotation, molecular function: ATP binding; ATP hydrolysis activity; protein binding. The coding region runs from base 39 to 1622 and encodes 527 amino acids. The transcript has 16 exons.